This is a messenger RNA of Cynara cardunculus var. scolymus (artichoke), 853 nucleotides long. RefSeq names its product probable glutathione peroxidase 5. Bases 134 to 646 code for a protein of 170 amino acids. The transcript is spliced from 6 exons. The record is from RefSeq and is a predicted model, not a curated record. Gene Ontology annotation, biological process: response to oxidative stress. Gene Ontology annotation, molecular function: glutathione peroxidase activity. NCBI's taxonomy places the organism in Eukaryota, Viridiplantae, Streptophyta, Magnoliopsida, Asterales, Asteraceae.
GUAAACGUUGGUUUAGUCCUCCUCCACAAAUACGAUUCAUCAUACCCAUUUCAAUUAUUCAUCGACGAUUCACGGAGGCGGCGACGGCGACGGCGACGGCGGUGGUGGGUGGUUCAAUAAUCCAUACUAACUGAUGGGUGGUUCUUCAUCUGUCCCCGAGAAAUCGAUUCAUGAAUUUACAGUCAAGGAUAGCAAGGGGAAAGAUGUGGAUCUGAGUAUCUAUAAAGGCAAAGUUCUUCUUGUUGUUAAUGUUGCUUCCAAAUGUGGAUUUACAAAUGCAAAUUACCCCAAAUUGACUGAACUUUACAAGAAGUACAAGAGUGAAGGUCUUGAAAUAUUGGCGUUCCCGUGCAAUCAAUUUAUGAAACAAGAGCCUGAAUCAAGCGAGAAGGUUGAAGAAUUUGUAUGCACACGAUUUGAUGCCGAAUACCCCAUCUUUCAUAAGGUUCGUGUCAAUGGACCAAAUGCAUCACCGGUCUACAAGUUUCUUAAAGCAAGUAAAGGGAGCAUACUUGGGUCUAGCAUCAAAUGGAACUUCACCAAGUUUUUGGUGGAUAAAGAAGGUCGGGUUAUAGGUCGAUACGGCACAACUACGUCACCGUUAUCCAUUGAGGGGGACAUCAAAAAAGCGUUGGCUAAACAAUGAGAACGACUACGCGUUACGAUUCCAUAUAAGUUGCGAGUCUAAACGAGUCAAGUGAGUUGACUCGGAGUUACGAGACUACACGUUGGGUCGAUGAUUGAGUUGUAUAUUGUAUUUUUUUAUUAACUUCGUCGUUGUUUGAUGGAAAUGCAAAUAUGUAAGUAAGUUUGUACCUUUUAGCAUAUGUGUGUUUUCGUUUAUUCAAAGUUA